AUGAAUGUGAAAACUGUCUUUCUGAAUGAAAAUUUAGAUGAAGAUGUCUACAUGAGUCAACCUGAAGGAUUUUUGGUUGAAGGAAAGAAAAAUAUGGUUAGUGGGAGCAAGAUCAUAUUUCUCAUUCAGUUUGUUGAUGAUAUAUUGCUAGAUACUAAUGAUCUUGGCUUAUUGUAUGAAACCAAGAAUUUUCUUUCUGAGAACUUUGAAAUGAAAGAUAUGGGUGAGACAUCCUAUACUAUCAAUGCUGCAUCCAAUAUGAAAGCUGAAUUUGUGGCAUGCUUCGAAGCAACAAUUCAGAGAUCAUGGUUGCAAAAUUUUAUUUCAGGACUUGAAAUUGUCGACAAGAUUGCCAAAUCGGAGAACAUUUACUAUGAUAACUCCGUAACAAUUAUCUUUUCUAAAAACGACAAAUAUUCCAAAGAAGCAAGGAUUUGGUAUCUUCGCUGGGCAAGCGUGUUUGUCACAAGAAGCGGCUUCUUUCUUCCCAGUGUAAGCAGGCAAAUCUUUUCGAAGAAAUCUCAUAUUUCAUCUAAACCCCCAACCUUACUGAAUGAUUUUGAGCUUAUAUUAUCUAGAAGCUUGAGAGCUCUUGUGCCCAAGGAUUCGUCCGAAAUCUUUAGCCUUCUUUGGAUUCGACGCGCCGUCGAGUCCUUAUCGGAGAUUCACACGAGCAUCAAAGCUUUAAUCGCCGAUCUUCACUUCCCCCUCUCUGAUUGGGAUAGUAGUUGGAUGAACGCCUACUUGAACGACAGCAUAAACUUACUCGAUAUUUGCAUCGCUUUAACGUCCGAGCUUUCUUGGUUCGAUCAAAUACAGCUCUUAUUACAGCAUGUUUUACACGCAUUCAACAUCCCUUCAAACAAAUUUCCCUUUUCUGACGAACUAAGAAAAGCCGUCGAAUCUCAUCAUGAGCUGACUCGCCGGUUUGAGUCAAGAAAUCCCAAGCUUGAAGAGUGCUGUAGCAUCUUACAGAAACUUGCAGAACAACUACACAUUCGAAAGGCGAGGAACUCGGCCAAAGGAAAGGUGCUAAUGAGAGCUCUUUAUGGAGUAAAAAUUGAAACUUUAUUUGUAUUCAGCAUUGUAAUAGCAGCACUAUCAGGUUCCUCCAAGCCUUUAAUGGAGCUUCAUGUUUCUGGGGACUUCUUGUGGUCUGAGGCCUUUAAUGACCUGAAAGUUACUUUAAUCCCAGAAAUCAGGGCUCGUCUUUCGACGGAAAAGGCGGUAUUUUUGAAAGAAGUGGAAGCAGUGAAGAUGUGUGGGGGGAGGUUACAUGGGCUUGUAUGCAAAAAGGAAGAAACUUUAGGGUGUCAGUGUAAUGUUAUUGAUUCUGCAGAGCUUGCAUCAAUGGAGGAGGAAUCAGGAGGAAAAAGAAUGCAGGAAUGUGUUUCAGAAUUGGCUGAAAGUGCAGAGAAGCUAUUUGAGGCUGUGGAUAUGGUUUCGAGUGGAAUUGAUGAAUUUUUCCAGAAUUUGCUGUCUGGUAGGGAUGCUUUGCUUCAGAAUCUUCAAGCGGCUUAUCAACCAGGACAGAACAUUGCUGUAGAGCAUGUGGUGAGGUGAUUGCAUUUUUAUUUGGGGGUUUUGCAUGCAAAUCAUUAAAUUUUUGUGAU
Phalaenopsis equestris is the source of this 1613-nucleotide messenger RNA. Its product is annotated as protein BPS1, chloroplastic-like. The coding region runs from base 1 to 1563 and encodes 520 amino acids. The record is from RefSeq and is a predicted model, not a curated record. Lineage: Eukaryota; Viridiplantae; Streptophyta; Magnoliopsida; Asparagales; Orchidaceae. The transcript is spliced from 5 exons.